Molecule: messenger RNA, 483 nt
Organism: Racocetra persica
Lineage: Eukaryota; Fungi; Glomeromycota; Glomeromycetes; Diversisporales; Gigasporaceae
Source: the annotation of a GenBank genome assembly
AAUCACUCCCAGAAAUCAAAAUGUACAAAAGUGAAUUUCUACUGAGAGUUAUGACCAAAAAUAAAUCCUUAGAAAAUAUUUUCCUUAGAAAAAAAGAUCAAGCUGUCACCGAGUACAUUUAUAUGAUAUUAGAAGACAUAAUGAUCAGAGACGAUUUUGACAGUCAUAUAUUCGCUAUUAUUAAAAAGGUCUUUUCUCUCAAAGCACUCGAUCAAAAUAGAUUACAAGAUAUGUUACGAAAAAAAUACCAAGAAAAAGUACCAUAUAAAAUAGAUGUAAUUAAAUUAUUAAAUUUGUGGUGUGUUGUAAAUAAUUUUGUAAAACUAUUAUUACAUGAUUCAAGACCAGAAGAUUUAUACUUUGCAUUCAUCGAAAGUGGUUUAUUAUGCGAACUUUACAAUAACUUUCAGGAUGAUUACGAAGAACUACUCACCGCAAAAAAGUUUAUCGAUUUAGUAUUAUCCUAUCUAAAUAAUACAUCAG